AGCCUCUAAUGCGAGGCAUGGCUGUACACCUCAGCAUUAAAACAUGAUACUUCUCCCUAUUCACAUCCAAUGUCUGAGCUGCUGCACUAUCAUCAUGCGGCACUUACCAUCUAUAUACAGCAUACUUUCUUUUCUUUCUCUUCCCGAAUCUCCCUGGAAACCUGGUUUCAACAAUAACCUUUACGACUCCCCAACCUAUAGUCCAACUGACAGUGAAUGUACAGGGAAGAGCCGCAAUAGGAUCAAUUGUCCUGGAAACCUACCUUUACUGUUUUCCUCUCCACAUCUCUCAAAAACAAGUAUAAAUUACUCCAACAUGCAACUCCUUCUUGAAUCAUCCUUGUCGCUGGUCAUCGAGACUAUACUAGAAAUCGAAUCAACGACCUUCGCAUUCACCUAUCUUCGCCGAAUCUAGCUUGAAUCUUCUACUCUCGUGAACAGUCCAUAUAAUCGAUAUGACUACUCCUAGUACUAUGUACACCCCCGAUCCCAUGGACAUCGACGAGUCCGAGGAGAGCGCGUCGUCCACAACCUCAAGCGACCCCAUGGACGUGGCACCACCGACGAACACCACCCAAAGCCUUGCCGCCUCGGAGAUCGGCCUACAGCCGUCUCUACGACCUAGCGGGCCGGAGACCGGUUUGCAUCCACACCUUAGGGCGCAACGGUACAAAGAACUAUAUCCAGAGGGGACACCCCGGUGGACCAAGGAAGCCAUCCAGGAGGCACAGGCUAGAGUGGAGAAGUGUAAGCCGGGGGAUAUCGUGUACAUUUCUGCUUUGGAUGGCGCGGAUGUGGGGUUUGAAGUGAUGACGGAAAGGAUUGAGCGCAAUAAACAGGGUGUAGCUAUGGUUGGUGUAAAACAUUUCCUCGAACUCUUCCCCGCCCCAACAGACUACAUCACCCCCAGCCCCGAAACACGCCAUCCCUCCUACCUAUACUCGAACCUCGCCCUAGGCCACAAAUUCCGCCGUCUAGACGGGGAAGACGAAGACGAUGAAGAAGACGACUACGACGACUACGACCCCACCAAGAAAGAAAUAGCAUCCGCGCACGAAAGCUUCAACACCAUUUUCCACACCUGGACAGACAGUACCCUCUACAAGGACAUGCUCGCGGCUCUGCGCAAUCUACCGACCAUCAAACGUCCCGUCAGCAAGAUCAUCGCCUUCGGCUGCAAUAGCAUAACCAACCUCAGACUUGACAAGUUCACCAGGGAGCGAAGUGCCUACCAGCACGCAUUCCUGCUUAUGCUGCGACGAAUUCUGCAGGAAAUGGCAUGGACAGCGACAGAAAUCGAAAUCCUGCUGCAGGAUUCGGCAUACACGAAGCUCGAUAAGAAGAUACUGAGCGAUUGCGGAAUGACUGUGCUGGAGAGUCCGAAGGCGUUUCUGUUGGUCGAUGAUGAGAGUUUUAUCUUCUCGUAUACGCCGGAUGUUCCUGUUCGGCAGGUUGUGAUGGAUUUGGCGUUGCCCGUGGGGAUGGUUUGGGAUGCGGUGGUCGCGGAGGGGAUGUCGCUGGAUACGAGAGAUCCAUGGGACAUUACCAUCCACCGAAAAAUCAACCAGAACUACAAUACGUUCCAUCUCCCUAAGGAUAAGCAUUUCAACAUGUUGAAAGUUUAUCUGCGGUGUGCUGAUGGCGAGCUCUCGGAUACGGAAUGCGAGCGGAGGGAAGAGAAGAUGCUGGAUACUAUGGACUUUGUCCAGAGGAAUAAACUUCUCGUUAGUUGGGGGAAGGAUAAUGUGCAGGAUGUGUGUUCUGUUUAUCGCCGGAUGAGAGGGUCUCAGGGGAGUGAUGCAAGUAGUAGGCUCUAAUGCUGUCGCUCGCUCUGUGAGACGGUCGGCGGGAUAGAGCAAUCUGUCUGUCGGGGGGUGUGGUGAGAACGACAGGUUGGAGAAGUGAUGGAACUUAUCAGAUUUG
This is a messenger RNA of Aspergillus eucalypticola CBS 122712, 1923 nucleotides long. Its product is annotated as SRR1 family protein. NCBI's taxonomy places the organism in Eukaryota, Fungi, Ascomycota, Eurotiomycetes, Eurotiales, Aspergillaceae. The record is from RefSeq and is a predicted model, not a curated record. Bases 456 to 1817 code for a protein of 453 amino acids. The transcript has 3 exons.